GCGUUAUUUGUGGUGAAUAACCAGCCCUAAUCAUGAAUUCCAAAGAUACGACACUGCCAUCGAGUUUACCGGCUUGACCGAAGUACUCAUGUAUUCACUUGAAAGCCAUACCAGCGUCCCACCCACCAUGUCCGCAUUCUCAAGUUGUUCCUUGGCCAAUCCCACGUAAUCAUAGCCAUUCUCGGAGCCUUCGUAUUGAUGUCGAUGGCAGUGUCCAAGUUCGUACAUAGAUGCACUCGCGUACUUUCUCCAUUUGCAAAUCAAGGCAAUUUGUUGUGUCAGAUGUACUGGAAUUCGAGUACUAACACAUCAUCUAAGGAAGCCAUCCUUGAUGUGUUACUAUCACGUUGCCAAGGUCCUUUUCUGUGAUUGGACUCACGAUGCCGUCAGUAUUACCGACUCAAGUUCGUCACCUUUCUAGAUGCCGGUAUCGUCGUCCAACAGCGAGCCUGCUUCAGAUAGUGGAGGCACCGACCAGCCGAUGGAUCAUGGCGACAAAGCCUCCCCCCUCUCGAUGCUUCAUUAAACCAAGGAAAAUCAUCCUUGGGCGCCAGUGUGACCCGUCAUCCAUUGAUAAAACCCCACGUUGGACAACGCUGCGCCGUGGGCACCUCAUAAAAAAGCCUCUUCCCCGCGCAUCGAUAGGGAAGAACGGAAGGGAUGCGGACUCAAUCCAUCAAUCCCGUUGCCCCGCGCUUUUGAAGCCCGAGGCUACGAUAUCGCGUCGUGCGGGGGCCGGUGGCUCCUUUGCCGUUGGCGAUCCCGUUCUAUCCCGCCCCGAAGACCUCCACAUUGAGUGACCUCGUCCAUUCGUUCCCAACCAGGUGGUUGACGCACAAAGCUUCCUUGUCUCGCCUGUCUAUUACCGAGUUCAGCAGACUCGUCACUGCCAUGCUUACACCACUGUGACUCUUUCGGACAUGGUUACAGCUCCAACUGAGCCAACCCCGCCGCCGCCAAGUACAUCUCAACUGAGGGGUGGUUUGAUACAUAUGCCGCCGCCAUGUUUCGAGGCCAUCGUUGACGAUACCCAAAUCACAUCAUUCAGAUCUCUAGCGACCCACAAACGAGACAAUGGGGGUGCAAGUAGGCUCGUAAUGUCGUCGACUUCCAAGGUUGGCAGCUCAACCCCAGAUAUCUUGAAGACUGCCCGAGUUCUGAAUUGUGCGUGGCAUCAACUAAGGGUUUACAUGCCCUGAAUACCGAAAGCCCGAAUCUCACGAACCAAAGACAAACUCGCGGCAUGCCUAAUUGAUCAGGUCAGUGACACGAUGGACCGAGUUUGUGUAGCAUAUGGGACAUACCGUUCGUAGGACUCCUAAUUUCUGUUGGGACUGCUCGAAUACUUGCUUGUACUGAGCGAGGCUUUCCCGUAAGACGACUUCCUUGUUCGUUCGACCUUCGCAGAUAGCUUUCAUCUUUAUUUCCAUCUCCUUCCGGAGGAAUGGUUUACCAAGGCUGGUUUCGAAGUUCAUUCGAUCAAAGCCUAGGAUUAGAGCCACUCCAAGCUGUGUGGGGACAAAGACUUUCAAGCCGCCUCGGCCACCAGAUGAUGAUGAACCACCGCGUCCACCUCUGGCACCUCGACCGCCACGUCCACGUCCACGACCUCUUGUGGACGUACUUGUGUCCGCAUCCUCAUCAUCUGCCGAUGUUGGACCUGAUCGGCUGAUCGUAGCGACAUAUUCCCUGUCCUGGAUCUUCUGGAUAUGCUCGGCCAUGGUAGCAUCUGUGCCGAUCCCAUUGGCAUCCAUGAGAGCGAUCAAAUCGGCUUCCGUCAGGUAACCAGGCGCUGUGGUCUUCCCUUCCGUCAUCAUAGCCUCCGUUGGCUGAAAGCGCUCACCUUCUGUGAACUUCGGAAGUUCCACUGUGUUAUUCCAUUUUUCGUAAAUGAACACGUCAAGGUAGUUUCUCUCUAGUACAAUGACUCCAUGAGCAUUAAAACGCUCCUCUCCAAAUUCGAGCUCAACAUCAGUCGCCAUACCGUGGGCAUCAUCUGAGCAGCAAGCAAGAAAUCUGCGAGCGACAUACUCAUAUAAACGAGCCUCGUCGCGACUUAGGACGGAAGGCGAGGCAUAUGUGAUAGGGUGAAUAGGAGGAUGUGCUUUGUCGUCAUGUCGUCCCUCUCUUGGUUGUUUGAAAGCACCACUGGCGAGAUUCUGUGCAAAUGGGCCCCAUCUCUGAUCGCUGGUUUGCUUCUCAACUAGAGCACGGAGAUUCAUCCCUUUAUCGAACCGGUCUGUUUCCGUUCGGGGGUAGCUGAUGAACCCUUUGUUAUAUAGACCUUCAGCAAUGGUCAUGGCCUGCUGUCCGCUCAUCUGGAGUAACCUCGUCGCAGCCUUUUGUAGUUCAACGGUUGUCAGAGGCAAUGGUUUGAACUUUCGAGUUGGUUUCUGCUGAACUUUGGUCACUGUCGCUGUUUUGGCUGCAAGGCAUCUCUCAUAGAGAAUCACUGUGGACAUUCGAUCGAACAGCCUGUUCCGUAGCCAGAUGAAAUCGACUUUUUUACCGUCUCGGGUGUGCAUUAGUUUUAUGCUCCAGAACGGCUCAGGAACAAAGUUUUUCACACGAAAGUAACGAUCCACGACAAACCCAAGGGUUGGGAACUGGCAUGAUCCUGAAAAAUCAGCAACAUGUCUAGAGGGCGGUGGCCAAGGUACAAACCAUAACUCAGAGUCAGCUUCUCCAUAGGUCCCCCAAGAGGCCGUAAGUUGUUUGUGAGAAAACGGGUGAAUGCAUAUCCAAUACGAAGAUCCAGCUCGAUUCUUGCAGAUACAGCAUGGACCUGCCUCUCAUCCAAAGUCGCAAGGUUCUUGGCUGCUGAGAUAACAUGACUGUUAUUGUUAGUAGGUACCCCAUAGAAUAGGAGGACACGGCGACGUACGCUCGCUCGACAUUGCUGAACCUUGCUCGUAAAACCUGGAUACCAGGUUUACCCUUUCGUGCGGCUUCCACGAUUUCAUUACCGAUGUGUUCUCCUUCACGAUCACAAUCUGUCCAGAUCACCAGAGCUUGGGCAUAUCUUGCUUGGGAUUCUAAAUUCUGGGCAAUUGUCUUCUUGUCCUUUGAAAGGUCAAUACCGUUUGCCUCCGGAUCAAGAUAGGAACUCUUACUUCGCUGAUGGUGGUGACAAUAGGGGCGGUGAACAAUGACUCUGGAGGUGGCUGAUACCAGUUUUUGUGAGCUGGAGUAAAGUCGACGUUGGUUAAGUGUCCAGUGACACAUGUCAUGGUAACGGAGCAAUUACCCAAUUGACGACCAAAGUCGAAAUCGAACGAGUAGUUCUUGAUGUAUUUGUUUCUUGUAUUGUUCUAUAAUUUCGUUAGCGAGGGGUUAUUGUUGUUGCGCGUUGGAUGGUUUCUACCGUUUCAAUACGACCCCCAGAGAGAUGUGUAGCCACAGCUUUGGAUAUAGAGGGCUUCUCAGCCACACAAAGGACUCUCAUCUUGUGGGAACACAAGUCUUUGUAACUGUUUUAUAUCUCUGAUGCAAUUUUCCCAUCAGUCGUGGCGAUUAAGGUACAGGAAGCGAGUGGAGAGUUGCCUCAGGCUGCCCGGGAGUGCAGACGAAGUUUUGCGUUGAGGCAAGCACGAUCGAUUUGCAUAACAAACACGGUCAACUAGGCGCGUUUGCAGCAGAAAUAAUUUGCUGCCAUAAUCUCUCAACAAUAAGAUUUCAGCAGUUAUUGGAAUUGUUUGCCGGUUACCAUGAUAAACUGUUUGCUGAAGCACCUGUAGCCUCGAUGUUUACGCCAACGCUCUGAAGCUCAUUUUUGAUAUUCACGG
This is a messenger RNA of Fusarium verticillioides 7600, 3785 nucleotides long. RefSeq lists its product as hypothetical. The coding region runs from base 381 to 800 and encodes 139 amino acids. The record is from RefSeq and is a predicted model, not a curated record. Lineage: Eukaryota; Fungi; Ascomycota; Sordariomycetes; Hypocreales; Nectriaceae. The transcript has 2 exons.